Lepus europaeus (European hare) is the source of this 1728-nucleotide messenger RNA. It is a transcript of the gene ACTG1, whose product is annotated as actin gamma 1. The record is from RefSeq and is a predicted model, not a curated record. The coding region runs from base 88 to 1215 and encodes 375 amino acids. NCBI's taxonomy places the organism in Eukaryota, Metazoa, Chordata, Mammalia, Lagomorpha, Leporidae. The transcript is spliced from 6 exons.
GGGAGGCCGCGCUCGGUCUCACUCGCCGCCGCCGGCCCGCGUCCGCGCUUCCUCGCCGCUCCGCCGCCUGCUCCGCCGCCGACCGCCAUGGAAGAGGAGAUCGCCGCGCUGGUCAUCGACAACGGCUCCGGCAUGUGCAAGGCCGGCUUCGCCGGGGACGACGCGCCCCGCGCCGUGUUCCCCUCCAUCGUCGGGCGCCCCCGGCACCAGGGCGUGAUGGUGGGCAUGGGCCAGAAGGACUCGUACGUGGGCGACGAGGCGCAGAGCAAGCGGGGCAUCCUGACGCUCAAGUACCCGAUCGAGCACGGCAUCGUGACCAACUGGGACGACAUGGAGAAGAUCUGGCACCACACCUUCUACAACGAGCUGCGCGUGGCGCCCGAGGAGCACCCGGUGCUGCUGACCGAGGCCCCCCUGAACCCCAAGGCCAACCGCGAGAAGAUGACGCAGAUCAUGUUCGAGACCUUCAACACGCCGGCCAUGUACGUGGCCAUCCAGGCCGUGCUGUCGCUGUACGCGUCGGGCCGCACCACGGGCAUCGUGAUGGACUCGGGCGACGGCGUCACGCACACGGUGCCCAUCUACGAGGGCUACGCGCUGCCGCACGCCAUCCUGCGCCUGGACCUGGCCGGCCGCGACCUGACCGACUACCUCAUGAAGAUCCUCACGGAGCGCGGCUACAGCUUCACCACCACGGCCGAGCGCGAGAUCGUGCGCGACAUCAAGGAGAAGCUGUGCUACGUGGCGCUGGACUUCGAGCAGGAGAUGGCCACGGCCGCGUCCUCCUCGUCCCUGGAGAAGAGCUACGAGCUGCCCGACGGCCAGGUCAUCACCAUCGGCAACGAGCGCUUCCGCUGCCCCGAGGCGCUGUUCCAGCCCUCCUUCCUGGGCAUGGAGUCGUGCGGCAUCCACGAGACCACCUUCAACUCGAUCAUGAAGUGCGACGUGGACAUCCGCAAGGACCUGUACGCCAACACGGUGCUGUCGGGCGGCACCACCAUGUACCCCGGCAUCGCCGACCGCAUGCAGAAGGAGAUCACGGCGCUGGCGCCCAGCACCAUGAAGAUCAAGAUCAUCGCCCCCCCGGAGCGCAAGUACUCGGUGUGGAUCGGCGGCUCCAUCCUGGCCUCGCUGUCCACGUUCCAGCAGAUGUGGAUCAGCAAGCAGGAGUACGACGAGUCGGGCCCCUCCAUCGUGCACCGCAAGUGCUUCUAGACGGACUGCGGGCCGCCGCGCCUGCCGCCUGAGCUGACCGGAAGUUGUUUGCCCUGGCACAUGUACACACCUCAUGCUAGCCUCGCGAAACUGGAAUCGCCCCGCCGUCAGCACCGGGCGCAGGGCUGCCGCUGACCCCGGCCUUGCGCCCGCCCCCUCCAUGUGCAGUGCCCCGUGCGCGUCUUUGGUCUCCAGCCCUUGGCCUGCGGCUGUGCGCGCCCGGCGGGGUCGGCGGGGCGGGGCGGGAGUGGCUGGAGCCGUCAGCGGGGUGGGGUCCGCCGUGGGGACCCCGGUUCUUUUCCUAGCUGGUUUCUGCCGGAGCGCCGCGGGCUGCACCCGCCUGGAGUUGGAAACGGUCUGCAUUUACGCCUGUGAAUUUACUCCUCCUCUAAUUUAUGUAAGGUUUUUGUACACAACUCUGGCUUCUCUGAGAGAUGACAGAUCCUGGUUUUCUACUGUUGAACAUCAGGCCCCGGCGACACUCGUGUAUGGAGAAAUAAAAGUGCUGAGUCA